AUGAUUUUUUCAACACUGUUGCUUGCGCUAUGGGCCGGGCUCCAGGCCGUCGUUGCGCAGCCUCUGCCAGCCAAGGGUGCUGCCAGCGCGCAGUUUUUGCAUGAGGCCAACAAAAAAAGAUACUACGACUACUCGAGCGCUGUUCUCAGAGGUGUGAACAUUGGAGGAUGGCUCGUGCUGGAGCCUUUCAUCACGCCCUCGCUGUUUGAGUCAUUCCGCACGACCGACUCCAGCGAUGCCGGCAUUCCUGUCGAUGAGUACCACUUCUGUCAAGCGCUUGGCUACGAGGAGGCUGAGUCUAGAUUGGUCCAGCACUGGUCUUCCUGGUAUACUGAAGUCGACUUCAAGAACAUGGCUGCGUCCGGUCUAAACUUCGUGCGUAUCCCUAUCGGUUACUGGGCGUUUCAGACUCUCGACUCCGACCCUUACGUCACGGGCCACCAGGAGGGCUACCUAGACCAGGCCAUUGAGUGGGCUGGCAAGUACGGCCUAAAAGUGUGGGUUGACGUGCACGGUAUGCCAGGCUCCCAGAACGGGUUCGACAACUCUGGUUUGAGAGACUCUUACGCGUUCUUGGAAGACUCCAACCUAGCCGUCGCCAAACAAGUUAUCCAGUACGUCCUCGAAAAGUAUUCCCGUGAUGAAUACUUGGACACUGUUAUUGGUAUCGAAUUGGUCAACGAACCUCUUGGUCCAGUUCUGGACAUGCAAAAGCUUACCGAGUUUUACGAGUUUGGAUACAACUAUGUCAGAAAUGAACUAGGUAGAAACCAAGUCGUUAUUUUGCACGACGCAUUCCAAGCCUACCACUACUGGGACUCUGAACUAACCGUAGAUGAGGGUGACUGGGGUGUGGUUAUCGACCACCACCACUACCAGGCAUUCUCUAGCGGUGAAUUGGCUCGUACCAUUGACGAAAAGAUUUCUGUUGCCUGUGAGUGGGGUAGCGGUGUCUUGAGCGAGGCUCACUGGACUGUUGCUGGUGAAUGGUCGGCUGCUUUAACCGAUUGUCCCAAAUGGCUGAAUGGUGUUGGAUUUGGUGCCCGUUACGACGGUACCUGGUCAACCUCCACUGACUCUUCCUACUACAUCGGCUCUUGUGAAAACAACGACGAUUUCGAUUCGUGGUCUGACGAGAGAAAGCAAAACACAAGAAAGUACAUUGAAGCCCAACUAGAUGCUUUCGAAUUGAGAGGGGGUUGGGUAUUCUGGUGCUACAAGACCGAGAGCACUGUUGAAUGGGACUUCCAAAGACUAGCCUACGAUGGCAUGUUCCCACAACCACUUUCUGAUAGACAGUAUCCAAAUCAAUGUGGAUUUUGA
Lachancea fermentati is the source of this 1323-nucleotide messenger RNA. Lineage: Eukaryota; Fungi; Ascomycota; Saccharomycetes; Saccharomycetales; Saccharomycetaceae. The record is from the annotation of a GenBank genome assembly.